AAAGAAGAGGAGAGAAACCGGACCUGCCAGAAAACCCUAAACAAAUCGUCAUCCCGAACAUCCAGGGAAAAGGAGGGAUCAGAGCCCGAGCUCCAGAUAUACUAUCCUCCUCAUCCUGAUUCCUGCGGCGGACGGACACACGGGAGAUCUGUCAUUUCACACACACAAACAUUCGGCUUUGCUUAUGGAUUAAUCGCUUUUUAACGCAUAUGAGGUCAUGAAUUCGGCUGAACAGACCAUCACAUGGUUAAUAACCCUGGGUGUCCUGGAAUCACCCAAAAAGACACUAUCGGACCCCGAAGGCUUUUUGCAGGCAUCCCUUAGAGAUGGAGUGGUUUUGUGUAAACUGCUGGAACGGCUGCGACCCGGUUCCGUUCACACGAUAUACCAGGACCCGAGGAAGGACGAGUGCUUAAGUAAUAUCAGAGAGUUUCUGAAAGGCUGUGCAUUAUAUCACAUUGAGGUAUUUGAACCCAAUGAUCUCCUUCAGGGCCAAAACUUCCCCAAGGUCUUAAAUUGUUUGGUUGCGCUCAACAAAGCAACGUCAGAGUCCGGUGGAGGGAGCAACUCGGUGUGCUCUCGUCAAUCGUCUUCUCUGCGGAUCAAGUCCUUCGACUCGCUCAACUGUUCAUCCACUCACAGGAGAUCCUCCAGACACAAGUUCAACCAGUACCGCAGUCUGGACAUGUCUGAAAACAGUGCCCCUCAGGUGCUGGUGAAGGCACGCUUUAACUUCCAGCAGACCAAUGAGGACGAGCUGUCCUUCAGCAAGGGUGACAUCAUCCAGGUGACACGGCAGGAGGAGGGUGGCUGGUGGGAGGGCGCUCUCAAUGGCAAAACCGGCUGGUUUCCUAGCAACUACGUCAAAGAGAUCAAAGGCUCCGACAAACCUGUGUCUCCCAAGACUGGGACGCUGAAGAGUCCACCCAAGGCCAUCGAGAGCGCUAACUUCUGCAAGACAUACUAUAAUGUGGUGGUUCAGAAUAUUCUUCAAACGGAGACGGAAUAUUGUAAAGAGCUCCAGAACCUCCUCUCCAUGUAUCUGAGAGCAUUACAGCCCACCGACAGGCUCAGCGUGUCGGAUAUCAGUCACAUCAUGGGAAAUCUAGAGGAGAUCAGCUCUUUUCAACAGACACUGGUACAUUCACUCGAGGAAAACGUCAAAGUUUCAGACAGUCAACAGAGAAUAGGAGGCUUCUUUCUGUCCCUCCUUACUCAGAUGAGGAGUCUGUAUGUGACCUACUGCUCCAACCAUCCGUCCGCAGUUAAUGUUCUCACACAGCACAGUGAGGAAUUAGGAGAGUUUAUGGAAAGUAAAGGAGCAAACACACCUGGAAUCCUCACACUCACCACGGGCCUGAGCAAACCCUUCCUGAGGCUGGAGAAAUACCCUACACUACUGAAGGAGAUGGAGCGCCACAUGGAGCCACUUCAUCCUGAUUAUCCAGACAUUCAGAAGAGCAUGUCAUUAUUUAAAAAUCUCUCGUCUCAGUGUCAGGAAGUGAGGAAGAGAAAGGAGCUUGAGCUGCAGAUCCUGAUGGAGUCCAUUCGCGGCUGGGAAGGGGAAGGCAUUAAGACCUUGGGCUCCGUCCUCUUCAUGUCUCAAGUCAUCAUCCAAAACCACGGCGCCGAGGAGAAAAACGAGCGAUACCUGCUGCUGUUUCCUCACAUUCUGCUCAUGCUGUCUGCCAGUCCUCGCAUGAGCGGCUUCAUCUAUCAGGGGAAGCUUCCUCUGACCGGAAUGUCUGUGAAUAAAACAGAGGACAGUGACGGCACAAAACAUGCUUUCGAAAUAUCUGGAAAUAUGAUCGAGCGGAUCCAGGUGAUCUGUAAUAAUCAGCAAGAUCUUCAGGACUGGGUGGAUCAUCUCCACCGGCAGACCAAACGCAUUUCAACCAGCAGCUUGAAACCACAGAGUGUGCCCUGCCAUACACUGCCCUCUCACCCGCUCACUCCGUCCAGACACUCGGAAAGUCGAGGAGUGAGUGGAUCUCCAGUCUACCACACUCUUCCUCACCUCUCUUCACUUGGAACUCCUCAAAGCGGGAUGAUGUGGGGGCCCCUCGAACCCCCCAAAACCCAGAAGCCCUGGAGUCUCAGCUGUCUGCGACCUGCACCACCUCUCAAACCCUCCGCUGCUUUGUGUUACAAAGAGGAUCUCAGUAAAAGUCCCAAAAAUAUGAAAAAGCUUCUGCCCAAACGAAAACCUGAGAGGAAACCUUCUGACGAGGAAUUUGCUGUGAGAAAAAGCACUGCAGCUCUGGAGGAGGAUGCUCAGAUCCUGAAAGUGAUUGAAGCUUACUGUACAAGUGCUAAAACACGCCAAACACUCAACUCAACAUGGCAGGGCACUGAUUUGAUGCAUAAUCACGUGCUGGCUGAUGUUGACCAAUCGUGUGUGGAUGCUGUGGGUUGCCGUAGCAGCGGAUUUCCUUCAUCUGACCAAUCAGAAGACUCGGACUAUGACAGUAUAUGGAUAACUCACACUAACAGAAUUGGUUCAGUGUCCCGAUCAAGGAAGGAGUCUGGACCACAUAUGCUUUUUCCUGAGGAGGAGAAAAUCAUUGUGGAAGAAACAAAGAGCAAUGGUCAAACCGUAAUCGAAGAAAGGAGUUUGGUGGAUACAGUUUAUGCCUUGAGGGAUGAGGUACAAGAACUUAAGCAGGACAACAAGAGGAUGAAGCGAACUCUCGAAGAAGAACAAAAGGCAAGGAAAGAGCUGGAGAAGGUUGUCAGGAGAGUGUUAAAGAGUAUGAACGACCCAUCCUGGGAUGAAACCAAUUUGUGAGAGAUUCAGCAGGAAAUAAGAAUCGUGUAGAAUAAGUCUCCUGACCAAAAAUAUCUGUAAAUAUUGUGACAAAUCUGGACUUGACUCCCUUAGUCACAGUAUUACGCUUUUAAAAAUGCAAUCCCUUUCAAGCCUUCUUUUUGUUCGCCUGUGCCAAGUAUUUAGUUUGGUCAGAUAUGCUCUAGAUAACUGUAUUGAACCUGUACAUCAUCUAGUAGGAAUGUACUUUCCCUCUUCACAGGAUCAGAUGUGGUCUGGCAAAGCUGCCAAAAGAACUUCUUGCAGAUUGAUCGUUUAGUUCACAGAUGUCAUUGGUUCCUAGUCCAAAUCUAGGAGUCUCAGGGAUUCUAGACACACUGUACCUACACAAAUAGCCAGGCCUGCAUUUCUUUUCCAUUCACUUGACAGUACGUUCAAUAAGUGAUGACAUUCAAUAGGAGUUUUCCAGUGGAGAACCUUGCAAUACAAAACUGGAAGCAAUUCUGAGGGCACUAGUCUUAUUAUUGUUUUAAUUGUUUUUAUAGAGAGAGGUUUUGGAUCACAUCUCAAUAUUGCUUUUACGAUAUCCUCAGUUUUAAUUCUGUCCGGUUGCUUGUUUUGCACCUUGUAUCCUUUUUUUUUAACUUUGAUCCUGAACACUAAUUGUGCAUCCACCGAUUUUUGUUAUGUACAGAAAUGAUCCUUUAUUUUAUUUAAUGCUCAGAAAUGUGCCUUUUUUGGGAAGAAAAAAAAGAGAUUUCCAGAAUUUUGUCAGCAUUUCUAGCUCUGUCAGCAUUUCAAAGAAGCUUUGUAAGAAAACUGUAUGCAAGAUUGAUUUUAAAUUAACACUGAAUCUGUGGUUAGAAACUGACGGAUUAAGAGUCUUCUAUGUUGUCUGUCUAAUUUAUGUAUUUAAAUGAAAUAUUGUCUACAGCAAAAUGACUGUGUAUUGUGAAAUUUCCAGAUAACCUUGACUACUUUCUCUUUCCAAAGCACUCUCUCUCUCUGUCUUACUCUUUAUUUCUUGCUGAUUGAAUUAAAUAAAUACAAAUUCCUACUGUGAGUCUUUAA
This is a messenger RNA of Danio aesculapii, 3838 nucleotides long. RefSeq names its product Rho guanine nucleotide exchange factor (GEF) 7b (gene arhgef7b). NCBI's taxonomy places the organism in Eukaryota, Metazoa, Chordata, Actinopteri, Cypriniformes, Danionidae. The transcript is spliced from 22 exons. The coding region runs from base 218 to 2788 and encodes 856 amino acids. Gene Ontology annotation, biological process: intracellular signal transduction. The record is from RefSeq and is a predicted model, not a curated record. Gene Ontology annotation, molecular function: guanyl-nucleotide exchange factor activity; protein binding.